Molecule: messenger RNA, 735 nt
Organism: Arvicanthis niloticus (Nile rat)
Lineage: Eukaryota; Metazoa; Chordata; Mammalia; Rodentia; Muridae
Product: prorelaxin 1-like
Cellular component (GO): extracellular region
Molecular function (GO): hormone activity
Source: RefSeq, a predicted model, not a curated record
GGGUUGAGCACUAGGAACGCAGCAAGAGCCCAGUCCCGCUAAGGCUGAGCCUCCCAGAAGUAGCCCAGACCGGAAUGUCAAGCAGAUUCUUGCUCCAGCUCCUGGGGUUCUGGCUAUUGCUGAGCCAGCCUUGCAGGGCUCGAGUCUCGCAGGAGUGGAUGGACCAAGUCAUUCAGGUGUGCGGCCGUGGAUAUGUCCGUGCACGGAUCGAAAUCUGCGGGACCUCCGCGGGAAGACUGGCGUUGAGCCAGGAGGAGGCAGCUCCGCUUGCCAGACAAGCCACUGAAGUUGUGCCAUCCUUCAUCAACAAGGAUUCAGAGCCUUUCGAUAUGAGGUUGAAAUGCCUUCCAAAUUUGUCAGAGGAGCUGAGGGCAGCACUGUCUGAGGCUCGUGCCUCCUUCCCAGAGCAACAACACACGCCUGCGCUGAGUGAUCCUGUUAUCAGCUUGGAAGGAAUUAAGAAAACUUUCUAUGAUACACUGGGUGAAGCAGAAGACAGUCCUCCGGGACUUAAAUACUUACGUUCAGAUACUCAUUCACGGAAAAGGAGGGAGUCUGGUGGAUUUCUGAGCGAGCAAUGUUGCCACAUUGGCUGUACCAGAAGAUCGAUCGCUAAACUCUGCUGAUACAGAGCUAAUUGAGCAGUGUUCAUGCGCAUUCUUGCUACCUGGUUGAUGCCUCUCUCUGUUCCCUUUUCUUAUUUAUUAGGAUCUGAGAAACUGUAAUUUACAUUUG